AUGGACGAAACGGGAAUCACCACCGUGCAACGUCCUGAUCGCAUAGUAGCUAGGAAGGGAUUCCGCCAAAUUGGUUCGUUGACUUCUGCUGAAAGGGGGACACUUGUGACCAUGGCCAUAGCAGUAUCUGCUGCCGGAAAUAGUAUUCCUCCUUUAUUUGUAUUCCCUCGCGUGCAUUUUAAAGAUCAUUUUCUGCAAGGUGCACCUGUGGGAAGCAUUGGAACAGCUAACCCAUCGGGUUGGAUGAAAAAUGAGCAAUUCUUGACGUUCGUACAACAUUUAGUAACUACAGUAAAAAGUACGAAGGAAAGCCCAAUUUUAUUGUUGCUAGAUAACCACGAGUCACACCUGUCCAUCCCGGCUUUGAACUAUGCGAAAGAUAAUGGGGUGGUAAUGCUAUCGUUUCCACCCCAUUGCAGUCAUAAGCUGCAACCGCUUGACAGGAGCGUUUUUGGUCCAUUAAAAAAAUAUAUAAAUAGUGGUUGUGCAUCGUGGUUAAAAACGAAUCCAGGAAAGACCAUUAGCAUAUACAAUAUUCCAGCAAUUGUAGCAGCUGCUCUUCCACUAGCAAUUGUUCCUAACAACGUUACAGCAGGCUUCAGAGUAACUGGAGUUUAUCCGUUUAACAGAGAUAUUUUUGAGGACCAAGAGUUUCUGCCCAGUUACGUUACCGACCGCGAAAAUCCAACGACGGCACCUGACAAAUUGUUAGAACAUCAAAAAGAAAACACCGACAACACGGCUGUUCCUCACAUUGGACCAUCCACAUCUGGCCCAUUAUCAUCUCCACUGUUUACUGAACCGCCAUUUAUACAAUCUACUGAAGUAAUUCCUGUAACUUCUGCCCCAUCACCACCUACACCGUCUACCCCACCUCCACUUUUAACCUCUACUCACGCAACGCCAUCAACUUCUUCUCAGUCGUCAUUGUCUAUUCAACCUACUUCAUUUGCUGUGUCUAAGACGAACCAUUUGAUUACUCCGGAAACCAUUCGUCCACUUCCAAAAGCCGGAGAGAGAAAACCUGGAAGACAACAAAGAAGAAAACGUAAAUCAGCCAUUUUAACUGAUACGCCGAUAAAAAAUGAACUUGAAGCACAACAAGCCUUAAAAGCCCAAACUAAACCAUCAGUGGUAAAACGAAAGGUUUUUGUUGGGAAAGUCCAUGUAUCCACCAAAAAGAAACGGGUGAAGAAACCUUUGUCCGAUUCAUUCUCUGAGGAAGAUGAAACCUUCUGCCUAGUGUGUGGCGGCACCUACAGUGGUUCAAAAGACCCAUGGCUGCAGUGUGUCCAAUGCAAGGAAUGGGCUCACGAGAAGUGCGCCAAUAAAGAUCCAUUCUACGUCUGUCAAAACUGUGACUCGAAUGAUGAUAUGUAA
This is a messenger RNA of Photinus pyralis (common eastern firefly), 1380 nucleotides long. RefSeq lists its product as uncharacterized. The record is from RefSeq and is a predicted model, not a curated record. Bases 1 to 1380 code for a protein of 459 amino acids. The transcript has a single exon. Gene Ontology annotation, cellular component: nucleus. NCBI's taxonomy places the organism in Eukaryota, Metazoa, Arthropoda, Insecta, Coleoptera, Lampyridae. Gene Ontology annotation, molecular function: DNA binding.